Messenger RNA from Saccostrea echinata, 3163 nucleotides. RefSeq lists its product as uncharacterized. NCBI's taxonomy places the organism in Eukaryota, Metazoa, Mollusca, Bivalvia, Ostreida, Ostreidae. The coding region runs from base 14 to 1921 and encodes 635 amino acids. Gene Ontology annotation, cellular component: cytoplasm. Gene Ontology annotation, molecular function: nucleic acid binding; 3'-5'-DNA exonuclease activity. The record is from RefSeq and is a predicted model, not a curated record. The transcript is spliced from 4 exons. Gene Ontology annotation, biological process: DNA catabolic process.
AGGUCAUUGUUCCAUGGUUGGCCCUCUCUCUGGCAAAGUAUUGUCAUAUUCUGUGAGGUCAAAGAAUUGCAGAGUAUGCAGUGUAGCUGAAACAACCAACAAGAAUCCAGCAGCCCAUGAGUGCUCAAAGAACUGGGAGGGAAGUUCAAAGGCCAUGGAGGCAGAUAUGGUUAUUGAGAUGGUAGAAGAUUUACAGAAAAGUAAAGGAAUAACCAUUGACGGAAUCAUAGGAGAUGAGGAUACCACCACAAUAGCAAGAUUAAAAACUAAUGUCAAUGCUAAUAUCAAGAAGUUGUCUGAUAAAAAUCAUCUGAAGAAACUGUUUACAAACUCUUUGUUUACCUUGAAGAAAGAACAUUCAUCUCUAACUUUGUCUGUUAUAAAGUAUAUUCAAAAGUGCUUCAGUUACUCCAUAGCACAGGGAAAAGGAAAUGCUCUUCAAAUCCAAGAAGACCUCUCAUCAAUACCAUACCACAUCUUUGGAGAUCACGAACACUGCUCCGCACGGUGGUGCAAGUUCAUCGACAACCCUAACCUGCGCUACAAGUCUCUUCCACAUGGAAAACCGCUCAAAGAUAGGUUCCUUCAGGAUGAUCUCAAAGAAGUUUUCAGUUCAUAUGCAAGUCAUUCUGAUCGUCUUUCAUGUUUAGGAAGCACGCAAUCAAAUGAGAGUUUUAACAGAAUGGUGUCUGCAAAAGCCCCAAAGACCCAUCAUUACAGCUCCUCUUCAAGCCUCAGAUAUAGAGUUGCUGCGUGUGUAGCUCAGAAAAAUGAAGGUCACAGAUAUCUUAUAAAGGUGAACAAGAAAUUAGGCCUCUCUCCUGGCUACUAUACUCGAAGACAGUGCAUUCUGAGGGAUCUCCAAAGAAAACGACAGAAGGCCAUUUCAAUGACACAGAAAUUUAAAAGGAGAAGGAGAGAAUUGAAAGCCAAGAGAAUUCAAAGUCUUUCUACAAAAGAGACAAGGGAAGGUGUCAGUUAUUUGACAGGAUGUGAUCUCCACCAUGCCUCGGACAUUGAUGAAAUUCCAGCUCCAAAAACAAUUCCAAAGUAUGAUCAUCUUCCUUCAAGUCAGUUGUUAAAUGCUGAAGAGAUCUAUUUCGACUUGGAAACUACUGGACUCGCAAGGGAUUCUCAUAUUGUGCAGUUAUCUGCAGUUAGAAAUGAUGAGGUAUUCAACAAGUACAUCAUUCCAAAAAAACCAAUGACAUCAAAAGCUACAGAAAUAACUGGAAUACAAGUAGUCAACAAUAAAAUGUACCACAAUCAUGAGGAAGUUGAGACAGUCAGCAUUAAAGAUGCUCUGAUCCAGUUUAUGGACUUCAUGAAGAUGUCGGGUCCAGAUGUUGUUCUAGUUGGGCAUAACUCUAAAGUGUUUGACCUUCCUGUGCUCUUCAACAUUUUGAGUAAACUAAACAUUUUGGAGACAUUUUCAUCUGCAGUCACUGGCUUCAUUGAUACAAUUCCUCUUUUCAAAAUGUCACAUCCAAACCUUUCGUCAUACUCGCAGUUACACCUCUUUGCAGAAAUUCUACAAGACAAAUACAGUGCGCAUGACUCAUUACAGGAUGUCAUAGCCUUGAAGAGAUUGGUCGAUCAUACAGGACCCUCCCAUGAAGUCAAAGUUGCUGCAUCCUUCACCUUGAACUCUGCCGUUGCCGUGUUUCAUCACAAGAACACAACAAAGCAUCUAAUGAGUACACUAAGGCCUUUAUUGGACCAAAAGGUAAUUUCGAAUGGAAUGGGAAAUAAGAUUGCCGGCAGUGGACUCUCCUUAUCCCACUUACAACUUGCAUAUCAGAGAAAUGGUAGGGAGGGAGUGCAGGAUGUGCUGUCAGAGAUAGCUGAUAAUAGUGUGCGUGUGACAAAAUCUAAAAAAAUCAUUGAUUCUGUUGCAGAUUAUUUCAGGUCUGAGCAGUAAUGCAGUUAUUUGUUUGUGAAUGUAUGAUGUUCUUUGUUUGUUAUUGUUUGUUUGUUUGUUUUACGUCCCUUUGAGAAUUUUUCACUCAAAUUGGAACCCCACGAGUUGUUGAUGUCAGGAUGCAAAUAUAGACCUGUACUCUGCUCUUGAGACUAUUUGAACUAGUGAGGGUUUUUUUUACGUCCCUUUGAAAAUUUUUCACUCAUGUUUGGACCAACCAGUUGUCGACCGAUGGCUGCAAAUAUAGACCUGUAUUCUGCACUUGAGGCCAUUGAGCAAUGAGGGAUCUUUCUGUGGCAGCACCUACUGCAACAUUAAACCUUAGUUUAUACUGUCUCAUCCAAAGGACUGGUCCUCACUUCCAAAAAAGAAUACAGUCAUAAUAAGUUAUUAAGAAUAGAUAAAGUAAAGAAGUAGGUGAGCCAAUGCUCACUAGUAAUACCCCCGCUCUGAGCACUGAUGUGAAUAUACCCUCUGAUGUGAAUAUACACAAGUUCAGCUAUGGACAGACACAGGAAUAAACAGGAAGUUGACACUGGAUUCGUACAAAAAUGAAUCCCACCAAAUGGCAUGCCUAAACAAAGAGUGUGCUAAGAUUUCAAACAUCUCCGAUGAGUAGUUGCUGAGAAAACUGUGAUGAAAAUUUGUUAUGCAUGGUAUUGACAGACGCACAGAUAAACAGGAAGUUGAAAUUGGAUUCGUACAAAAUAAAUCUUACUAUAUGGCAUGCCUAAACAAAGUGAGUGUUAAAACUUCAAGUAUCUGCUAUAAGUGGUUGCUGAGAAAACUGCGACAAAAAUUUGUUAUGGACAGACAGACACACAAGGAUAAAACAGUAUAUACUCCCUCUCCUUCGGAGCGGGGGUAUAAUUAUGCAAUGUACUGUUGUAUAUGAAACAUGUUUCAAUGUCUAGUGUUAUUGGUAGUUUGUAGUUGAACAAAACAUUUUCUUUCCAUUCAAAAUAAAUCCAAUUUAGAAACUGAAUUGACAAUGAUUUAUUGACCAUACAUGGGAAUUUAAAUUCUGUUCAUUGAUAUUUAUUGAAGAAAGCUAUGUGCAUAAAUUGAAAUAUGCACAAAUGAAUAUGAAAGGACAUACUGCAAAUGUAUAUUGUGCAUGCACUAUACUUGGUGGUGAUUAAUUUUUCAACAAGUCAAGCUAGGUUUGAUUUUGGCACAUUUCUGAUUGUGUACCAAUAAAUAUACACGUCAUAAAGUUUGUGAUGUUCUUGAUAUAGCGGA